AUGAUUUGGAAACUCCUUUUCAUAUUAUUUUUUAAUUGUUAUGGAUCAUGUGCAGAAGAUGUAAUGCCUCAUUCCCCAUGUAUUGGUAAUGUGUUGGUUGCACCAAUUAGUUUAAAAGAUCAAUUUAGUGGAGAUCCAAUUCAAAUAACACAAGAAUGUUAUAAAGGUAUAGUCGAUAAUUAUGAUUCAGUUGUUUUUGGUCACCAAAUUCAUUCUGAGUGUUAUAUCGAAGAGUCUUUUAUGUUUUUUAGUUUAGAUAAUACUAACUAUUCUCGAUGUGGUUCUUGUGUUGAAUUAUCAGGUCCAGGAUUAAAACCAAUUACUUGUAUGAUUACUGGAUCAUUUAAUGUUCAAACUACAAGUAACUCAAAUUUACAAACAAAAAGAAUGUUAAAAACAACACGAGUUCCAUCAACUUCAAUGUUUAAAGGGAAAUUAUCUUUGUUAGUAUCAAGAGUAGUUUUCAAUGAAAUUAUUCCAAGUGAAAUGACUGAUUCAUUAUAUUAUUAUGAAGUUGCAUUGAGAGAAACUGCAUGUAAUUAUAAUAUUCUUCCACAAUUAGUAUUGAGAAAUAAAACAAAUGCUAUUAUCAUUAAUGCUGGUUACAUAAUUCUUGGAUUAGGUCGUUCAAAUAAUUUAAGACUACCAAAUCCAGAUGGUUCUUUUACAAUUUCAAAUACAAAAGAACUUCGUGCAACAAAUAUAUAUCAAAGCAUCAUAUAUUGGGAAAGUAUAUCAAUAGAUAAUACUGAUUACCAAAAACCACAACCUGCAUUUUCUAGAUUUUCUUCUCCAAACAUUACAUCACAUUGUGUUAGUGUUCCAACACGAAAUGUGUUUCAAUCAUUACCAGACCAAAAAAAUACUCAAGUUUUAUGGGAAGUUAGUCUCGGAACUACUACAAAUGAUUUAAAUGUGGUUACUUCAAUAGGAAAUAAAACAUUUGAAGAUAAUGAACAAUUAGUAUUUCAUUUUGACUAUCCUGUUCCCAUUCAAUGGAAAACUAUAAUACAACAUUUUGCUCUUGUUAUUAAUUCAACUGAUACUAUUUCUUUCAAAAGUGGUAAGGUAUAUUUCAAACAAGGAUCUAUUGAUGAGACAAACUGUGAUUCGUUUAGAUAUCUUAUUCAAAAUAAAACUAUUUCUUCUGGUAUUUAUAAAUAUUCUUUCAAUGUCCAUGCAUCGUUUGUUACAUCUACUUGUAAUGGUUUUGCUAAUGGACUUGAGUUUAUCAUUUCUGCUGCAAAAGGAACAAUAGUACAAUAUUGUGAAGUAUAUUAUGAACCUCAAACAUCUGAACUUGUCACCCCUUCUUCUUUCUGUUCAUAUGAUUCAUUCCAAUGUGGAAAAUAUCAAUGUACUUUAUCUGAAAAACUAUUACAACCUAAUAAUACCCAUCUAAUUUUUGAAACACCAAACUGUAUUCCAUAUUGUGGAAAAUGUCAGGUUGGAUAUUCAUGUACUGAAGAAGGUAUGUGUCAACGAAACAAAUAA
Molecule: messenger RNA, 1494 nt
Organism: Entamoeba dispar SAW760
Lineage: Eukaryota; Evosea; Mastigamoebida; Endamoebidae
Exons: 1
Coding region: 1-1494 (497 amino acids)
Source: RefSeq, a predicted model, not a curated record